AAAAAUCCCUCAAAAUAAAAUCAAUCAAGGGUUCCCAAAAUCGCCUAAACUCUUCUCAAAUCUCCCACCAUCAUCGUCGUCGAUGGCGCAUCGUCUGCUAAGGGACGCUCAGGCCGACGGAUGGGAGCGCUCCGAUUUCCCCAUCAUCUGCGAGUCCUGCCUCGGCGACAACCCCUACGUUCGAAUGACGAGGGCGGUGUACGAUAAGGAGUGCAAGAUCUGCACGAGGCCGUUCACGGUGUUCCGGUGGCGGCCGGGGCGAGACGCGAGGUACAAGAAGACGGAGCUGUGCCAGACUUGCAGCAAGCUCAAGAAUGUUUGCCAGGUCUGCUUGCUUGAUCUCGAGUACGGGCUCCCGGUUCAGGUUCGGGACACGGCGCUGUCGAUCAACUCGAAUGACUCGAUCCCGAAGAGCGAUGUGAACCGGGAGUACUUUGCUGAGGAGCACGAUCGCAGGGCUAGAGCUGGCAUAGAUUAUGAGUCAUCAUAUGGAAAGCAACGUCCGAAUGACACAAUCUUAAAACUUCAGAGGACAACACCAUAUUACAAGAGAAAUCGAGCCCAUGUUUGUAGUUUCUACGUUCGUGGUGAAUGCACCCGAGGGGCUGAAUGUCCAUAUCGACAUGAGAUGCCUGAAACUGGGGAAUUAGCCCAGCAGAAUAUAAAGGAUCGGUAUUAUGGUAUCAAUGACCCAGUUGCUCUCAAACUACUCAACAAAGCAGGUGAGAUGCCAACCCUAGCCCCUCCGGAUGACGAAAGCAUAAAAACACUUUAUGUCGGCGGCCUCGAUGCAAGAAUCUCGGAGCAAGACCUCAGGGACCACUUCUACGCUCAGGGAGAGAUUGAGUCCAUCCGUAUGGUCCUCCAGCGUGCCUGCGCCUUUGUCACCUACACCACCCGUGAAGCUGCCGAAAAAGCUGCUGAAGAGCUGUCCAACAAGCUCGUAAUAAAAGGCCUCCGCCUCAAACUGAUGUGGGGAAAACCUCAAGCCCCAAAACCUGAGGAGGAGACAUCAACAGACCAGGGGCUUGUGGCUCAUGCAGGAUUGCUACCUAGAGCUGUGAUUUCCCAGCAGCAGGUCAGCGAUCAGCAGCAGUCUCAGGCUCAGCCUCAGCCUCAGCCUCCAGGGACUCAGUAUUAUUUCAACAUCCCGCCACCAGAGAGAACGUUUUACCCGUCGAUGGACCCACAAAGAAUGGGGGCUUUGGUUCCCAAUUCGCAGGAGGGCAGCAGCGGCAGCGGCAGCAGCACAGAGAGGCAGUCCUCGAAUCCUGGAGCACCUCCGCCAUAUCUACAGGGACAAUAUCCGCCUUAUUAUCCGCCACAUUAUGGUUGGCCAGCUCCACCUGCUUAUAAUCAGCAGCAUCGACCGCCUUAUCAGCAGGCAAUGGCUCCUCCACAGCCACCGCAGCAGCAGUAUCAAGGUCCAAGCGCUUCAGCUGCGCCAAGUUCGUCAGGUCCUUCCUCUUAAUAUAGUAUGUAUUGUGCUUGUACUUGAUUGAUACAAGGCGUGUUGGAGUAGUAAUUGGAUGUUUCGGAUGUUUUAAAUUUUGAAUUAUCAUGCAUUGUUCUAAGUACUUGUUUUCGCAAUCAAAGAUAUGGUUAUACA
Asparagus officinalis (garden asparagus) is the source of this 1609-nucleotide messenger RNA. RefSeq names its product zinc finger CCCH domain-containing protein 49-like. Gene Ontology annotation, cellular component: Prp19 complex; U2-type catalytic step 2 spliceosome; U2-type catalytic step 1 spliceosome. Gene Ontology annotation, molecular function: pre-mRNA binding; U6 snRNA binding; metal ion binding. The record is from RefSeq and is a predicted model, not a curated record. NCBI's taxonomy places the organism in Eukaryota, Viridiplantae, Streptophyta, Magnoliopsida, Asparagales, Asparagaceae.